Molecule: messenger RNA, 1200 nt
Organism: Naegleria fowleri
Lineage: Eukaryota; Heterolobosea; Eutetramitea; Acrasida; Naegleriidae
Exons: 2
Coding region: 1-1200 (399 amino acids)
Molecular function (GO): nucleic acid binding
Source: RefSeq, a predicted model, not a curated record
AUGCCGGACAACAAACUACCAACUCAAGAAACGAUUAACAGAGAAAAAGUGACACAAAAAAUUCAGUCACUGAAUCACAGAGAAAAAAGCGUGACACUCAGAUCAAACUCAUCUGUUGUAAUACGUACAUCAGUUGAUUUGGAGUGUCCAUUUUGUGGAAAAUUUUAUGCAACAAUUGGCCCUCUAGAAAACCAUUUACACAACAUCCACAAAAUAGAUGAAGACAAAGCAAAAAUUAUUUGCAAGUCAACAAACGCAACUCAAACAUUAGUGAAUGCUCUGAAACAACGAGUUCAUCGUCAACAGCGACUCCAUCAAUGGGAUGUAUUGAAAGAUUUACAUAACUACGAUCCAGAAGAAAAGAAAACCAAGGAGUUACUUCAUCAAAAGAUACCAACUCAAUGUUCAGAAUGUAAAAAUUUAAAAGGACGCAAAGAAUGUGGUUUAUGCAAAGUAUGCUGUUUAAACAAAGGAGGUUGCAAUCAUCAUUUCCGAUAUUACAAAGUCAUUGACUCACUUCAAGACUAUUCAGUUAUAAUUGCAGAUUGUGAAACUACAGAUUUCAAAGUCAGAAGUCUUACUGACUUUUAUGCAGACAAUCUUAGCAACAACAGCACUAUUGAAUUUCCACAAUUUAUUCGUCCUAGAAGAAAAAUAGAAAAAUCAGUCGUAGAAUUGACUAAUAUUUCAAAUGAAAUGGUGCUUAACGGAGUGCAUGAAGAUCAAGCAAUUUCUAGAUUGGUUGCAGAGCUUCCGAAAAAAGCAAUAAUUAUGAUUGCUCACAAUUCUCCAUUUGACAAAGAUGCAAUAUUUAAAGCAUACAUGUAUUGGAGGCAGAAAAAACUCUUGCAAUCUAAUUUCAAGGAAAAUCGGUUGAUAUUUGUAGAUUCUUUAGGAAUUAUCAAACAAAAAUUAUUAGAAAAAUUAGAAAAUUACAAGCUCGGAACAAUAUUCAAAACCUUAUUUGAUCGUGAUAUUGUAGAUCAACAUCGAGCAAAAAGUGAUGUUAUUGCAUUGAAGCAAAUAUUGCAACAUCCCAGAAUAUUCGGAAAUGAUGUAAUUAAUUCUGUGAAACGGUACUUGUCGGAGAUCACAAUCGAAGCCAGAGAUUGUAUUGUAUUCGAUGCUAAUGGUAACAAAUUAUGUAAUGAUGAUUUAAUAGAGACUAGAGUAUUAGGAUUGAUUGAAAACAAACGAUAA